AUGAUGGCAACACGCAGGUUUUGGAUAUUUUUUGGAGUCGUCACUGUUCUCGGGACUUUAAUGGUUCGGGUGCAGUGUAAUGAGGAGUCCAAGCUGAUCAGCGACUUGUUCCAAGGCUACAACAAGAAUAUCCGCCCAGUGGUUCAUCCUGAAGACAAGCUGGAGAUUCAGAUCAAGCUGACCCUCACUAACCUCAUCUCCCUGAAUGAAAAGGAGGAGACGCUUACGACUAAUGUGUGGAUUGAGAUUCAAUGGACUGAUUAUCGCUUUACCUGGAACGAAUCUCACUAUUAUGGCAUUGAUGUUAUUCGUGUCCCGUGCAAAACUGUCUGGCUCCCUGACAUUGUCCUGGAGAACAACAUUGAUGGCAAGUUUGAUGUGGCUUACUACGCCAAUGUGUUGAUCGGGAGCAAUGGUUGGAUGUACUGGCUGCCUCCUGCUAUCUAUCGCAGCACGUGUGCCAUUGAGAUCACCUACUUCCCAUUUGAUUAUCAAAACUGCACGCUAGCAUUCAGAUCCCAAACGUACAGUGCCAAUGAAGUCGACCUCAUCUUGGCUGUCGGAGAUACAGGUGAAACUAUUGAGUGGGUGGACAUCGACCCCGAGGCUUUCACAGAGAAUGGCGAGUGGGCCAUCGUCCAUCGUCCAGGCAGGAAGAUGAUCAACACACGGUACACCAAAGAUGACCUAGAGUAUCAGGAGAUCUUGUUCAAUCUGGUCAUCCAAAGAAAGCCCCUCUUCUACGUCAUCAACAUCAUCCUGCCCUGCUCCCUCAUCUCCUCAUUGGUGGUGCUGGCCUACUUCCUACCUGCACAAGCCGGGGGACAAAAGUUGACCGUGUCCAUCUCUGUCUUGCUGGCUCAGACUGUCUUCCUCUUUCUUAUUGCCCAGAAGAUCCCUGAGACAUCGCUCUCAGUGCCUCUCAUCGGCAAGUACCUGAUCUUUGUAAUGUCUGUCACUACUCUCAUUGCCACGAAUCAAAUUGUGGUGCUGAACAUCUCCCUGCGUAACCCCAGCACUCACACCAUGUCGAAUACCAUCAAACAUGUGUUUCUGGAAAUGGUACCUCGCUUCCUGGGCAUGGCCCCACUGGUGGAUGACAGUGAGGUGACAACCGAGGUGAACGGAGUGAGGGAGCGGCGGCGCAGCUCCUUUGGCCUCAUGCAGAGAGCAGAGGAAUAUGUACUGAAGCAACCUCGCAGUGAAAUGAUGUUUGACAAACAAAGAGAGAGGCAUGGUCUCACACGAUCCAUUGUGGAUAAUAUGGAUGUCAGCAGCACCGCUAACCUGUAUAAGAGUUUGGCCCAAGCUGCACCCGAGAUCAAGCAAUGUGUGGAUGCCUGCAACUUCAUUGCUGAGAGUACGAGACAACAAAAUAACAUUGGAUCUGAAAUUGAAAGCUGGGUACUGAUUGGGAAGAUGAUCGACAAGGUGUGUUUCUGGGCUGCCAUUCUCCUCUUCAUCAUUGGCACAGUGUGGAUCUUCUUAACGGGACACUUCAAUCGGGCGCCGGAAUUUCCGUUUCCGGGACAGAGCAAAAAAUUUGUUCCGAGUUAA
This is a messenger RNA of Cyclopterus lumpus (lumpfish), 1557 nucleotides long. It is a transcript of the gene chrne, whose product is annotated as cholinergic receptor, nicotinic, epsilon. Gene Ontology annotation, biological process: nervous system process; monoatomic ion transmembrane transport; signal transduction. Gene Ontology annotation, cellular component: neuron projection; postsynaptic membrane; synapse. The coding region runs from base 1 to 1557 and encodes 518 amino acids. The record is from RefSeq and is a predicted model, not a curated record. Lineage: Eukaryota; Metazoa; Chordata; Actinopteri; Perciformes; Cyclopteridae. The transcript is spliced from 12 exons. Gene Ontology annotation, molecular function: transmembrane signaling receptor activity; acetylcholine-gated monoatomic cation-selective channel activity.